Gallus gallus (chicken) is the source of this 8920-nucleotide messenger RNA. It is a transcript of the gene GAREM1, whose product is annotated as GRB2 associated regulator of MAPK1 subtype 1. Gene Ontology annotation, molecular function: proline-rich region binding. Gene Ontology annotation, biological process: cellular response to epidermal growth factor stimulus; epidermal growth factor receptor signaling pathway. Bases 886 to 3171 code for a protein of 761 amino acids. The record is from RefSeq and is a predicted model, not a curated record. The transcript is spliced from 8 exons. NCBI's taxonomy places the organism in Eukaryota, Metazoa, Chordata, Aves, Galliformes, Phasianidae.
AGUGCUGGGAUGGCGCUUCCUGGGCCAGGCGCGGCGGCGGGCGGCCCCAGCCGAUGCCGGGGGGCGGCGGGAGCAGCGUUGGCCGCUCGGCGGGCCUCCCCCUCUGCCUAGUCCGGCAUGUCCCGCGGCGGUAGCCGGCGCUGAGCUGCGGCGAGCUGCCUUCCCCUCUUCCCUCCCUUCCGCCGCCGUCCCGCCGGGUGGGAGCGACCCCGCAGGCGCUGCCCGCCCGGUUCCCUCCCCUCCGCGCCGCUGCCCUGCCCGGGCCAGGCGGGAAGAUGGACCCCGGCUCCUCGCUGGGCUUCAGCCUGAAGGACGUGAAGUGGAGCGCGGUGGCCGUCCCCCUGGACCUGCUCGUCAGCACCUACCGCCUCCCGCAGAUCGCCCGGCUGGACAGCGCUUUCAUAUGAGCAUACAUCAAGAUGCCAAAGUUGCUGAAGUCAGUGGAGCGUUCCCCAUUGAAGGCAGCGGCACCGACGUUCCAUUUGGCACUGGUAUAAAAUAUUGGUGCUCCUCCUCCCCGCGAUGUGGUCAGUGAAGUAAAGUGGAAGUCCUGUUGAAUCACCACUGAAAACUGUUCCAGCGUGGUCAGCAGUAGCCAGCAACAGUUGUUUCAUCUGGAGAAAACUUCUUUGAGUAGCCGGAGAAACUGUAGAAGGCCUUCGAGAGAGUGACUACCUCCUGAUUCAUUCGUGUCGGCAGUGGACAACAAUUACAGCUCACAGUCUGGAGGAGGGCCACUACGUCAUAGGGCCAAAGAUAGAAAUCCCUGUACAUUAUGCAGGGCAGUUUAAGCUGCUGGAACAAGACCGAGAUAUUAAGGAGCCAGUGCAGUAUUUUAACAGUGUGGAGGAGGUGGCUAAAGCAUUUCCUGAACGAGUUUACGUCAUGGAGGAAAUAACAUUCAACGUUAAGGUAGCUUCAGGUGAAUGCAAUGAGGACACUGAGGUUUACAACAUUACCCUUAGUACUGGGGAUGAGCUCACUUUAAUGGGACAAGCAGAAAUCCUUUAUGCAAAAUCUUCUAAGGAGAAGUCACGACUCAACACCAUCUUCAAAAAAAUUGGUAAACUUAAUUCAAUUAGCAAACUUGGCAGAGGCAAAAUGCCCUGCCUCAUCUGCAUGAACCACAGGACCAACGAAAGCAUCAGUCUCCCAUUCCAGUGUAAGGGCAAGUUUAGCACCCGCAGCCCGCUGGAGGUGCAGAUGCAAGAAGGUGAACACACAAUUCGUAACAUAGUAGAAAAAACCCGUCUGCCUGUUAAUGUGACUGUGCCAAGUCCUACACCCAGAAAUCCCUAUGACCUGCAUUUUAUCCGUGAAGGGCACAGGUACAAGUUUGUCAACAUUCAGACCAAAACUGUGGUGGUUUGUUGCGUCCUUCGUGGCAACAAAAUUAUUCCCAUGCAUUUUCCCUUGCACUUGGCACUUCCAAAAUUUACUCUACCUGACAGUCUUGUGAAGGGGGAGCUGUGGCACGAAUCCCUCAUCCAGCAUUGGUUUAAUAUAUGCCAGGAACAGUUUGACAUAGACGAGUAUUCCCGUGCCGUGCGCGACGUGAAAACAGACUGGAAUGAAGACUGCAAGAGCCCAAAGAAGAGCCGGUGCAGCGGGCACACUCACGUGCCGAACUCCCUCAGCUAUGCGCGGGACGAGCUCACGCAGUCCUUCCACCGGCUGUCGGUGUGCGUUUAUGGCAACAAUUUGCAUGGCAAUAGCGAAGUGAACCUCCACGGCUGCAGGGACCUGUGUAACGAGUGGGCUCUGUUUUCUCACGAUGCACUUCAGUACCAGGAUUCUGGUGACAGUAGCAGCGACUACCUUUUUCCUGAGGUUGGUGAAGAGUCCAUGUUUCUGCCUACGAAACCAGAACUUCCUUACGAAGAGCUGUGGUUGGACCAGGGGUCUGGAAAGCCUGGUGAGCAGCCGCUCACACGCUCGCUAAGUGAGAAGAACAAAUGUGACAAUUACAGAGGAUCCUUCCGAUCAAAGUGUGGUAGUACAUCUCUUCCUGUGCCUGGGACAGUCGAUGCAGCAACAAAGUCUGCGGAUGUUUCCCUACCUCCACCUCCAGUGCCUCCCAAAUCAGAAGCAGUAAAAGAGGAAUGCAGGCUCCUGAAUGCUCCCCCCGUCCCACCACGGAGUUCAAAACCAUCUUCCACCAGUCCUUCCAUCCCUCCUCGCACAGUCAAACCUGCACGACAGCAGACGCGCUCUCCUAGCCCUACUCUGUCCUACUAUUCUUCGGGACUGCACAACAUCAACGUCACAGAGAGUGACAGCACGAACCCAGCUGAGAGCAGCACGCCUGUUUCAUGCUACCCUUGUACCAUGAUGAAAACCGAAUCCAAAGAGCCUGAGAACACAAUGCCUUUUGGAAGCCCCUCAAUUGAAGCUCUGCCUUCCAGAUUAUCUUGGCCAAAUCAUUUUUCAGGAACUACGGAAGGCCAGAAUAGGAGCGAUUUCCUGCUUGAUCCAAGCAGGAGCUACAGUUACCCCAGACAGAAGACUCCGGGCACGCCAAAGAGAAACUGUCCAGCACCUUUGACUUUUGACUUCAAUGGGUGUGAGCUCCCUGUGGGGUACUCCCAACUGUCCCCAGCAGAGUUCAGCAACAUCUCCAACUGUCCGAAGUCAGCAAGUUACUCUCUAGACUGCACUGAUGAGAAAACUCUGGGAGACAGCAAUGCAAAGCAGAGUCAUUCUUGUCCUGCCUUACCUCCUCGGGCACCAAAGUCAAGCGAAGAGAAACAAGUUACAGACAUGUGUCCUUUGCCACUAAAAAUAGAUGGUGCCGAGGAGGAAUCAAAAACUGAUUCUCCAGACCUCCUGGAAGAUCAAUAUCUGGUUAAAAAGGGCAUGCAGGAUACGUUCUCUGUGUCUUAUCCCUUCUCAUCUCCCCUCCACCUCCAGUUAGCGCCAAGGUCUUGUGGGGAUGGCUCUCCCUGGCAGCCACCCACAGACCUUUCUGGACUCUCGAUAGAGGAAGUGUCUAAAUCGCUGAGGUUUAUUGGUCUGUCAGAAGAUGUCAUAUCAUUUUUUGUUACAGAGAAGAUUGAUGGCAAUUUACUGGUUCAGCUAACGGAAGAAAUCCUGUCAGAAGACUUUAAGCUAAGCAAAUUGCAGGUUAAGAAAAUACUACAGUUCAUUAAUGGCUGGCGGCCCAAGAUGUGAUGCUGACUAGUUUUUAGUGGAACUGUAUGAGAUGUGCUAGAGGCGCUUCAGCUAAUACAUCACUUCCUGGUUUUUGCACUAAGAGCCCUUCCUGUAAAUAGUAGUAGAAGAAUUCUUAACUAUGCAGAUAAAAGUUUUUGAGUGGUGAGCGGUGGUUUUUUUUGUUGGUUUUUUUUUGUAUGUCAAUAAUAAUGGUAGAGAAUCAGCAGAGGUGUGCCUUGUGCAUCCCUGAAUGUUCAACAGCUGCUAAAAACUGGACACUAAGGGAACUUUCACUCCGUACUCUAUUAAGACUUAGUCAUAUUUAUUACUGAACAAUUUGAUGCUGAAAGACACACACACACACACCAAUCCAGUUUACAGUUUUGAGUUAACUGCAAAAAAAAAUGUAUUUCUUAUGGGAAUAUUUCUUCAAAUAAUGUUUGACAACAUGCUGUGACUUUUUUUUCCUUUUCUGUUAACAAUAAGCAUGGUCAGAGACAGAAAAACGUGGUUUUGACACUACAUCUGAAAACGUUAAGAAUUGCUGUGAAGUGCCACUAAUAACACUACUCUUGCAGCUUGUUUUUAUUAACAGUGUCUUCAUGAUUACCUGUAAUGUGGGUAUGUUUUCCACCUUACUUUCAGAGAAAAGAGCUUAGUUCAGUGCCCAAAGGGGAGGGAGAAGGGGAAUUUUCCUACUGAGCCACUCUGCCCUGGCCAACUAAACUUUAUAACCUGUAGAUUUCAAAAGUUGCUUUUUAGUCAGAUAGCUGCAGUCAGUGGCAUGACUUGGGGUCAUGCAGCUUUCUUAUGUGAAAGGCAGCUCCCUGCACAAACCCUAUCCUCAGUGGCUCCAGCCCCUCACAGCCACCAGCACAUCUGUCUGAGCAGCCUGGUAGCUCAGCCCUUCCAUUUGCCUUGCUCUGCCCAGAGGAAACCCAUUACGUUUCCUCCGUUGUUGUUACCAUCAUCUGAAAAUGUGCUGUGCUAUUCUUGGAGUCAGAUCUGUGUGGGAAGGUGAUAGUACUGCAGGAUGCCUUUGAAAUAAAACAUUGGUGAGGUGCAGAGAAACAGGAGCAGUGCGUGCCAUGCAGAUAAGAAGAGGCCAAGUGAGAGUUUGGGCCAUGCCUCAGGAAAUGCUUGCGAUGCUUAAGUUCACCUCUCUCAUUUGCAGUGGGCUAGGAAAAUGUGAGUGUCAAAGGGAGAGGGACUGUAGCUUCAUUGACAUAUGCUAACUCAACUGCCCAGUCACAAAAACUUGCUGCAAUAGAUGCCACGCAGAAGUAGCAGCAAAAAGUGAGCUCAGAGAUGGGAAGGGGGCAUGAGGCUGCCCCUGGACACCUUUUGAAUUGAAGUGUGGAAAGUUAGAAGUAGGAUUGACUACUGGUAGUCCAUUGCUGAGUUCUUGACAUUGGCAGAGCUCUAAAAAAUGUCUAAAUAACUUCCAGAUUCCGAGAUCCCCUGCCUUCAUAGUCACAAAGGAAGGAUUUGUGGAGGUCCUCGGGAAAGCCUGUAGAGCCCAUCCUCAACACUGCGUGCCCAGAACCCUCUGGUAGCCAGAGCCAGAGAUGCUGGAGCAGCUUCACCAGACACAGAGCAGAGUGCUGCCUGGAGUGACCAUCACCUGCCUCUCUGUCCCUUCUGAAGGACAAAGAGCAUCUUUCAAGGCACAUCAUGGGAGCAUGAGGAGAAAAUACAGAGCAGGGGCAAAAAUGGGAGACUCGUUUUGCCUCGUUUUCCUCAACAAAAAUUGACUCGUUAAACAUUAUUUGCAAAGGGAGCUUUCUGUUGCCUGGGCAAAUUUCAUGUCAUGUUUCUGUGCUGAAGCCAAGAUGCAUCCUUGGUCCUGCAGUAAUACAGUUAGAAACCAUCAGUUUCUAACCAGAGAAUGAGGCCUAACUGCGUGUGGGUAGUAAAAGGCAGUGAGCCAAAACAUAUCCCUAUAGAAAAACCCAGGAAUUCAUCAUCUUUCUCUUCUGUGUUAAUGUAUUGACGUUUAGAACAGAUCAGUAACUUCUUCUGAGUGCAUUUUAAUUCCUGUCCUAAAACAUUUUAACUGCGGUUAAGACUAAAUUGAAUUAGAGCACUGGUCAGAUGCGUGUGCUUGUUGGUAGGCACAGGCAAAUUCAAGUCAGUGCUUUUUGACCCUCAUUAUGUCAAAAGAACAUCCAUUUGUUACAGGCGAAGAUUUUAAAUAUUGAGUACCUCUCUUUGGUUUUGCUUGGCUUGUUAAUUCUGGGUGAAAAAGCGAAUGGUUUCUCUCCUAGAGCUGCAAUCUUGAUGGUAAAUGUUUCUAAUUGCUGUCCCUGAUAAAAUAGUGUUCCUUGACUACAGAUGGAUAUCUGCCAUGUUUCUGUGCUUACCUGCUUGGAAUGUGUUUUUUGGUUUUUUUCUUGUAAAAGAAGCCUGAUGGAAUCUGCUUUCAUAAGUUUGCUGCAUUAACAUCACGUAUGCACAGACCAGAAUAGAACUGGCCUGUAGAAAGGCACAGAAAUGUGCAGUGAUUUCAGAAGCGGAUCUUAUGUACAGAAGUACAGCUAAAACCUCUUUAAUUGCAAACUUGCUACUGAUGUCCUGCCAGUUGUCUUAUUCUGGCUUAGCACUGCUUACUUAUUUUUAUGCAUAAUAUGUUAGCGUUUGACCUUUACUGUAGCCCAGAGCAGCCCAUCACCUUCACUUUCCAAACCUUUUAUAGCAAUUCAUGCAUUCCUAACCUUUGUGUAAAUUAGAGGGCUGCAGCAUCGAGCCACUGUGUGCAUGCCCAAGCAGGGCAGAAGCAUUUGUGGCUGGUGAAAUCAGGAGAGGAAAGAGCAAACUGUACAGCUGGGGUGUCAUGACUCACUUGGACGUAGAUAUAGGCAGCCAGCACAGGGCAGUGCUGAUGAUCACAGAAUCUCCUUUCCUCCUGAGCUGGUUGGUCGCCUUGUGUUGUUGUAGCAGGUACGCUUUGUGUGUUUGAAGGUAUGAUUUAAGAGGCACUUAAUGACUUACACACACGUGCGUGUUGCCGACAUGUUUUUGAUCUUAAAUAGGAUACGGACUGUGUCCUCGUUAGUGUUAGCCAGAUUUGUUAAAUACCACUGAGUUGAUAAUGGUAUUAAAGACUCCAGUUUGUCAUUGGCAAGAGGUACUACCUUCUUUCCUCACCACCCACGGCCCCAAGGCCUAAAUGUGCGUUUGCUUACAUCCAUACUGGGAACCUGAGCAGUACUGGGGCCUGGGCCCCUCGUGGACCCCCUCACUGCUGAGCUUUUGGCAUGGACACGUGCAUGGCUUUGGUGCAGGCCUAGCUCUGAGGAAGCAGUGACUGUUCCCAGGAAGCAAGGUGGAUGAAACCAAGCCACGGCCUGGGGGGCAGCAGAGUUGAUCUCUUGGUUUGGAGUUUGACCAGGCUGAUGUGAGAUGUGCUGGGUGUCCUUGGGAUCCAAGAUUGGGUUCUGGUCCAUUUUAUCUGCUAAUAGCAAGGGAUCUAUUUUGUUCAGAGAAUGCACGUCAUGUCAGAGUGAGCCUAAAAUAAAACUUUUUGGAGGUGCUCUGCUAAUAUUGGCCAGUCCUAACUUUGGGUUCCUUCCUGCUGUUAUUUAAAUGCAAGGCCUCUGAUGCUUAUUUAGCUAGCGGAGUCUGAAGUAGUGUGUUACCACUGGGGAUCUUGUUUGUCUGGGGAUUUUGGCAGCAAAAAUUCUGGCCUCUCAUUAUGUAUAGAAUUGUCUCUUGACACUGCACCGGGAAAUACAUCCUUUCUAUGCAGCAUUCAUGUGGCAAAGCAUUGAUGCUGCCUUCAGCUGUGAAAGCUUCUUUCUAGCACAGGUGCUUCUUCAGAAUGGAAACAGAAUUGGCAGGAGGAGGGAUGGGAGAAAACUUGAGAGGAAAUGCUGGUUUCCUUUAAGCACUCACUGUGUCUAGGAUUAAGAUUGUUCAUCAUAGAAUGAUAGAAUGGAUUAGGUUGGAAUGAAACCUUAAGGAUCACCUAGUCCCAACCCCGCUGCCAUGGGCAGGGCUGCCACCCACCAGCUCAGCUGCCCAUGUCCCCCUUCCAACCUGGCCUUGAGCAUCUCAAGGGAUGGGGCAUCUGCAACCUCUCUGGGCAACAUGUUCCAGUGUCCCUCUGAGUAAAGAAUUUCUUCCUAACAACUAACCUAAAUCUCCUGUCUUUUAGUUUAAAGCCAUCACCUCUUGUCCUGUCACUAUCAGACCAUGUAAAAAUUUGUUCCCCUCCUGCUUGUAAGCACCUGGCAGGUACUGGAAGGCUGCAGUGAGGUCUCCCUGAGCCUUCUCUUCUCCAAGUUGAACAAGACCAACUGUCUCAACCUUUGUUCAUAGGAGAGUUGCUCCAGCCCUCUGAUCUUCUCAUGGCAAUGCUCUGGACCCACUCCCAACAGUUUUGCAUUCUUCUUGUGCUGGGGGCUCCAGGCCUGGACAUACUACUCCAGGUGGGGCCUCACAAGGGCAGAGCAGAGGGGGACAAUCCUCUCCCUCUCCCUGCUGGCCACCCCUCUUUUGAUGCAGCCCAGGAUAAUGUUGUUCUUCUGGGCUGCUAGAGCUCACUGCUAGCUCAUGUCCAGCUAUUCAUCCACGAGGACCCCCAAGUCCUUCUCUGCAGGGCUGAGACCUUCGCCAGCAGGGCUUCUCUGCAGUGUUGUAUUGCUGCCUGGAUGGCUAACCAAAGUUGAGUUGAAAUCAACUCAAAAUGUGUAUUUGCAUUCUUGUUGUAUUGUAAAAAUUGCCUACAGCUAGAAAUUUGGAGACAGAAAACAUUUGGUCCCUCCAAAAUUACAAGGAAAAUGUGUCUUGAAGUGCUCUUGAAGCUAGAAGCACGGGUUUGAAGCAAAUCUGCAUCAUGGUUUUUUGUUUUUUUUAUCUUUCCCAAUACAACAGUUUUAUUUGCCACUUUAACUGACUUUAUUCCACAACAGCUUUCCAAGAAAAAGGAGUGUAAAUAGCAAUACUGUUUCAGAAACAGCAUACUUCCAAUCUGUCUGUAAAUACUUGAAGUGUUUUCUCCUGUUUUCUUCUUGAACUGACUCCUCAAGUUACCUCCCUGCUCCACAAAGCGUGCUGGCACCAACCAGCUGUGUGCAGGGGCCGGGGGCCAGGCUGCCUCAAACCAGGUCGGGGCGAGGGCUGAGCACGCUCCCCUGCCUCAUCUCCUCGAUGUCCAAAAGCUGCAGCGUGCCCACGUGCAAAAUGGAAGGUACGAAUGAAAUGGUAAUCCAAGCGAUGCUUUUAGUUGCGGUGUUAGGGGCGUCAGGGCAGCAAGGAAAUUCGGGCUCCUUGUUGAGACCUAGCAAUAAACGAUUCUUUGUUUGUUAUGUCUUAAACUCCUGUUCAUCCAGGAGUUGCUCGGACUUUACCAUUUCUGUGCAUAAUAACCAAAUGUUCAGAGCAAAAAUCUACAGAGCGAUUCUCUGGACUUGGACAAUCUUCUGAAGUAUGUUAAAAGUAAGUGUUAGUUCGUUCGUAGCUCUUUAGAUUCACUUUGGGUAGGUCAAAAAAAAAAAAAAGAAAAGAAAAAAGUAACAUUUGGGGAAAAAAGAAAAUAGAAAAAGAAAGAAGAGCCCCCAAACUUCAGCUUGGUGCAUUUCCGUUACGAAACAAAGCGUGGGUUUUGUGGAAGCCCUGUGCUGUCAUGGGCGUUUGUCUAAAAGGCUGAAGGCGGAUUGUUAUUUAAACCAGGUGCAAAUAAAUUUCCUUGUAAUGUAUAUGAACAAAUCUUAACUGCGUAUUGUAAGUAUAUAAACUGUAUAUUAAAGACACUAUUUUCAUGAUA